UGUUGUCGGCCACUCUCGUGACUGUUCGUUCAGUCCACUUCUGAUUAAGUCUCCGGCGGCAGCGGCUUGGUUCACCGGGUUAAAGAAAUGCUCGCCACCACAAUCUCGUCAGCUUUUCCAGUCAAUGUUGCGCCGCAUUUUGGAAAUGAACCAUUAUCCUCUACUACUCUGCAUUGCCGCCGAACCAAGAAUCCGAUGAGGUUAACAAGAGGAGUCUUUCCAGUUUGUGAAUUUCCAGCAUUUCUUCCCGAGCAAGUUGAAAAUAUCAAAGAUCCAUUUGCGAGAAAAUUGGCCUCAAGAAUUGAAAGACUGCCCGUUCAAGUUAGCUUUUUAGACAGUUGUAUCAUGACUAGUUGUGUGAAGCCAGAGGGAGAUAGCAAGAAAAGUCCAGUGCUUCUUCUUCAUGGUUUUGACAGCUCUUGUUUAGAAUGGAGAUACACACUUCCAUUGCUUGAGCAGGCAGGUUUGGAAACUUGGGCAAUUGAUAUUCUUGGUUGGGGCUUCUCUGAUUUAAAAAGGCUCCCACCAUGUGAUGUAGCUUCAAAACGUGAUCACCUCCACAAGUUCUGGAGUUCCUAUAUCAACAGGCCAAUGACAAUAGUUGGGCCAAGCCUUGGAGCAGCUGUGGCAAUUGAUUUUGCUGUCCGCUAUCCUGAAGCUGUUGACAAACUGAUUUUGGUAGAUGCCAGUGUUUAUGCAGAAGGCACAGGGGACCUUGCAAAGUUACCCAAAACAUUAGCAUAUGCUGGGGUCUAUUUAUUGAAAAGUCUUCCCUUGCGCCUGUAUGCGACUUCGAAGGCUUUCAAUGGUUUGCCAUUAAAUACCUUGUUUGAUUGGACCAAUAUUGGCCGUUUACAUUGUCUAUUACCUUGGUGGGAGGAAGCUACAGUUGAUUUUAUGAUCAGUGGAGGUUAUAAUGUUGUUGCCCAUAUAGGACAUGUAAAACAAAAGACACUCAUAUUAUGGGGUGAGAAUGAUCAGAUUAUAGAUAGCCAGCUUGCACUGAGACUACAUUCUGAACUGCCAAAUGCAAUUAUACGGCAAAUACAAGAUUGUGGCCAUAUACCCCAUGUGGAGAAGCCUGCUGCAGUCAGCGAGCUGAUAACAGAAUUUGUUUGAACUUCAUGCAAUCUGGGAGAUAACUGUAUCUUCAUAUGUGAGAAAUUAUCCUACUGCUUUUGAGGCAAUGUUGAGGGAACCAGGCAAUUCCGCGAAUAUCUUCUCAGCGUUCUUAGCAUUGCAAGGAAAGGACUUCAUUUGAUUGCCAAGAAAUGUAGCAUGAAAUUCUUCCGAAAGUGAUUUGUUGCUUACCGCCAGGACUCGUGUCAAGCAUCAUACAUCAAGAACGCAGAAACCACUCGAAUCUGAUCCACCAACCCCUUGGUUCGGCUCAUGUUCUUCACUUUCUGAAGUGUGACACUCUUAUUUAUUUUUCUUCUUUUUUGUUUCCGAUACCUUGCCAUGUUUUAUAUGACGGAUCAAGAUUUAGACGAUCAUGAAAUGAAAAUCCAUAUUAUUUAAUCA
This is a messenger RNA of Coffea eugenioides, 1524 nucleotides long. RefSeq lists its product as uncharacterized. The transcript has 11 exons. The record is from RefSeq and is a predicted model, not a curated record. Lineage: Eukaryota; Viridiplantae; Streptophyta; Magnoliopsida; Gentianales; Rubiaceae. Bases 88 to 1119 code for a protein of 343 amino acids. Gene Ontology annotation, molecular function: catalytic activity.